AUGCAGUUCACCAAGUCCCUCCUGCUGCUGGCAGCUCUCACCACCGGCUCCCUUGCCCUCCCGCAAGGCCACGCAAGACGCCAGGCAUCCUCCGCCACUGUCUCCUCCACACCCUCUUCAUCUGGCUCCUCCACCAGUUCUUCCGGCGGGUCUUGGACCGCUACCCCUGCCAGUGGAUCCUACUCGACUGCCGGUUUUGGCUCCUCCACCGCCAACAGCGGCAGCGAUAUCACCUACGCCGGCAACGUCGGCAGCCCUUGGGGUAGCAACAUGAUCGAGGUGUCAGAGAGCGACGCCUCAAACUACAAAUAUGUCGCCGCCAUCUCGGGCCACAACACCGAGCCUUGGACGGUCGUCUUCUGGAACAAGUAUGGCCCCGACGGCCAAAUGAACGGCUGGUACGGCUACUCUGCCGUGAGCUUCACCCUCAACGCCGGUGAGACCAAGUACGUUGCUUUCGCCGACGACACCAACGGUGGUUUCGGCGCUGCCCCCGGUAGCCUCCCCACCGACUCCAACGGCGGAUAUGCCUGCACCUGGGGUGAGUUCGACUUCGGCAGCAACGGUAACUCGGGCUGGUCCGGCUUCGAUGUCUCUGCUAUCAUGGCUCAGAAUGCUGGCCUUACUGUCCAGGGUAUGAAGAUGUGUGAUGUUCUUGGUGGUACCUGCUCUACUAUCACUACCGGUGCCGCAUCGGUCGACAACGCCUAUACCACUGCUGAGACUGACAUCGGUGGUAUCGGUGGUAACCUCUCUGGCGACGGCCCGGUCCGUCUUGCUGUCACUAUCGACUACAGUGGUUAA
Molecule: messenger RNA, 804 nt
Organism: Aspergillus alliaceus
Lineage: Eukaryota; Fungi; Ascomycota; Eurotiomycetes; Eurotiales; Aspergillaceae
Product: putative allergen
Exons: 1
Coding region: 1-804 (267 amino acids)
Cellular component (GO): extracellular region
Molecular function (GO): IgE binding
Source: RefSeq, a predicted model, not a curated record